Pelodiscus sinensis (Chinese soft-shelled turtle) is the source of this 1531-nucleotide messenger RNA. It is a transcript of the gene NDUFAF2, whose product is annotated as NADH:ubiquinone oxidoreductase complex assembly factor 2. Gene Ontology annotation, cellular component: respiratory chain complex I; membrane; mitochondrion. Lineage: Eukaryota; Metazoa; Chordata; Testudines; Trionychidae. The record is from RefSeq and is a predicted model, not a curated record. Gene Ontology annotation, biological process: mitochondrial respiratory chain complex I assembly.
GGAUCUCUUGUGGGGUUAGGCCCACGCGGAAGGGGCGGGGCUUGUGGCGGUGCCGGUCUCAGCGCCAGGCGGAGAGCGCCUGCUGCGCGGCAGGAUGAGCGGGCCCUGGCGGUUCCUGCGCGCCCUGCGGCUCCGGCUCCUCGGGCCAGAGAAGCAGCACGUGGGCUGUGACCAGUUUGGAAACAAAUACUACAAGAUCCCCAAGCACCAGACCUGGGCUGGACAGACUAUUCCAGAGAAAAGACUAGUAGAUGUUGUAAAUCAAGAGCCAUACAAGUAUGAAGUGGGCAACCUGCCAACAGAAUGGGAAGCUUGGAUUAGAAAAAGAAGAAAGGAUCCACCAACAAUGGAGGAAAUUCUUAAGAAUGAAAGGUAUAGAGAAGAAAUAAAACAGAAAAUCCAAGAUGCUUCAGAAAAUGACAGCCUUCUUCAGACCAGGGAAUGCAAGGAGGGACUUGUGGUUGAACCAGUUCAAACUGAAAUUAAAGGCCAUGCAUCAGCCCCUUACUAUGGAAAGAAUGAGCCUUCACCAGACCCAUCCAGCACUGCAAAAACAUUUCAGCCAGGUUCCUGGAUCCCACCAGAUAGCCGUAAUAAAUAAAUAGUUGCAAUGUGAAAAAGCUUGACAAUAAAUUGCAUAGAUAAUUACUUUAACAAGCAACAUGACUGAAGAAAACUGUUUUUCACUUUCCAACUGUUGUGUGAAAAAUAAAUUGAUAUAUUAAAGUUAACUUUAAUUUAUUUUUACACAGCCACAUCUUAGAAAUCAUUGAAUCCUUAGUUAAUACUGUAACUAAUUAGCAAAUCUUAGUAAAAGUUAAUGUUCUAUACUACUUAAUUUUUAUGUUUUUAAAGUAAUUGCUCAUAUUUUGUUCUUCAGUUACUUCUAUUUAGAUGAUUGAGAUAGGAAAAUGUCACAAUGCACUUUCUUUUGACAGGCAUUCUUCUCUAGCGGUAGCAACUCUUUAUAAUCUUGCCCUCAAGACAACAAAUUUUACAUAGCUUGUUUGUAGACAUGAAGAUUAGAAAUGACCUUUGGUAUCAUGAAAGCUAGAUCUCUUUUUUCUUUUCUUUUUUCUUAAAUCAUCAUCUCUAUGCGCAUCCUCAAGAGUUCCCUUCCUGUUAAUAUGGUCAAUGCAGUUGGCUCUCUUAGGUGACGGUAGGGUCUGUUUGGCCUCUUUAACGCAAAGCACUUCAAUGAUAGAGGCUACAUUAUUUCUUAAUUUUAAUGGACUUUCUUGUAACUGCAUUAAUAAAUAGUAAUAUCAACAGUUAAUGUGUGCACCUUACUGGCCACCCAUAAGUAGUGUGUAUCAAGCUAAGAGCAGAGUAUGGAAGGACUUUCUCAUUUUCCAGUAAUUACACUGAACAUUUCAGAUUAGGCUCCACAGGCAACUGUAGCCAGCUCUUCAUGGUUACAAGGGAAGUCACUGGAAAUCAGCAGAGGGAAAGGACAAAAUUGUUGAAACUUGAAAGAAAUGCCCAUGAUAAAAGCAAACUGUAAGACCUGUUAUGCAGUGUCUACAUCAAA